GAUCCCCUUACCUUGUCUAUUUUCAAGAACAAUAUUUGGCAAAGGGGCCUUUUCGGCCUUGGUAGUCGCCCAGACUGGUGUUGAAAUAUUCCCACUGGGACAUGCUGUCUUCCCACCAUACGGGUCACAGCUGCAAGAAACACAUCUACAUUGUAGAUCACUGACACUACCCGCCAAGAGGCAUGGAAAUGAAAGAAGGAGGAGAACAGGGCACAUCUACCGCUCCAAAGUCGUCCGGAACAUUGUGGAAUACUGUGUCAUUUUGGCGUGUGGUCUCGGGGCUAUUGUUUCUGGUGUGCAUUGCGCUCGCAGUGGCGCUAGGCGUGGUCUCGGGAAAAGGAGGGCAUGGCGCCGAAGAGGGAGGAUCGGGAAUGCCGGUGGUUGGUGACGGCCAGGGAGGAACUAUCGGCCCGUGUCCGACCGGGAUGGCUACAGAGGCGGUUGACGAGGACUCCCCGGCCCUGUACGACGAUCUGACCGCCGAGGAACUGAGGGCGGUACGGGAGUAUCUCCUGGGACAGUCGGGCCUUGAUAUCACACCAUGGGAAGAGGCUUCCAUCAACGAUAACUACAUCUACGGAAUGGAGCUUCAUCUUCCACUCAAGGCCGAAGCGUUAGCGUACCUGGACAAUAACGGCCCCCGGCCGGAGAGACAAGCCCUAGUGACGGUGUACGGUGGCGGCAGGACGCAGCCCGUGGUGGAACAAUACGUGGUCGGGCCCCUCCCCGACCCAACCCGCCACGAGACAUACGCACCGCCCGGUAGGAAGAACCCCAUCCCGUGGCACGCCCGUGCUCCGGAGACAAAAGAGUACGCCCUGCUCAUACCGAUGCUGACACAGGCAACGAAGGAAACUGACAGAAUCCUCAAGGAAAGUUUCGGAUACACAUACUACAACUGCAGUUCCCGGUGUCUGACGCUAGGUGACACUGCACCACGGGGGUUCACUAGCGGGGAGAGGAGGACCUGGUUCCGCUUCAUGAGAAACCUGGAGGGCAAGUUUCUGCAUCCGGUGGGGUUCAUGAUACAGAUAAACCACCUCAACAUGGACCCUGCCCAGUGGCGUAUAGAGAGAGUCUUCUAUAACGGACAGUACUUCGAGUCCACGGCGGAGCUGGUUCGAAGUUAUGACGACGGCACAGCGCGGAAAGCACAGCUUCCAGUCCUCGCUGGUGACGAGGCUCUCUUCUCGUCUUUCCGCCGCCGGGGCGACCCACAACCCUCCCGGCCACUCCGAGCGCCUGAGCUGAUAGAGCCCGAUGGUCGGCGGUACAAGGUACAGGGGCGCCAUGUGGAGUACAUGGGGUGGAGUUUUAACUGGAGGCUGAGCACCACGCAGGGACUACAACUGUACGACAUACGGAUGAAGAACGAGCGCGUGGUGUACGAGCUGGGUCUCCAGGACGCAGGCACGUGGUACUCCGGGACCGACCCGCUCAUGCUUGCCGCGCUGUACGUCGACAACGCCUGGCCCGUAGCGGGCUCCUUCGAGCUCCUUCCCGGUAUAGACUGUCCCAAGACGGCGACGUUCUUCGACGCGCUACACCAGCAAGACAUCGGCAAGCCGCGCCGCUUCAGAAACGCCGUCUGCGCCUUCGAACUGGACACUGGGAUACCCCUCCGCCGCCAUUUUGAUUCCGACGACGCCGGCGGCUAUACCUUUUAUGGUGGCAUGGCUGAUCACGUGCUCGUCUUACGUCACAUCAACGUGGUCUACAACUACGACUUUGUCUACGACUACAUAUUCCACCAGAAUGGAGUACUAGAGGUCAAAGUGAGCUUGACGGGAUAUCUCCAACCCACAUUCUACACACAAGACCAGGAUCCGUACGGCUACCGAAUGUGGGCCAAUCAGAUCGGAAACCAUCACCAACACUUCUUCAACUACAAGGUGGAUCUAGAUGUUGUCAACGUCCAAAAUAGGUUCGAGACAGUGGACAUCCUGUUGGAGAACAUCACCAACCCUGAGCGGCCGGAACUGCGCCACAUCCAGACCCGCAUCCAGCGGAGCCUCAGAACUACCGAGAAGGAAGCCGCCGUGCAGUACGACUUUAACAGGCCCAAGUACUACAACUUCUACAGCGAAGAACAAAAAAACCGGUUUGACGCCCACCGCGGGUACCGUCUCCAACUGAACGGGAUUGCUAAGAGCCUGUUACCCCGGGGAGAGUGGGCACCCGUCAACGGCGCGGCGUGGAUGGACUACCAGGUGGCCGUCACCCGUCGGAAGGACUCCGAGCCCAGCAGCUCCUCCAUCUUCAACCAGAACGACCUGUACGACCCCGUGGUCAACUUCCAGUCCUUCAUCGACGACGACGAGAACAUCGUGGACGAGGACCUGGUGGCGUGGGUCACCCUGGCGGCGCACCACCUCCCCCACUCCGAGGACUACCCCGUCACCGCCACGGCAGGGAACCAGCUGCAGUUCUUCAUCCGACCCUUUCACUUCUACGACGAGGACCCCUCGGUGGCCUCGUCUAACGCCGUCCGCAUCACCCCGAGUGACGACUUUCGGUCGGCUACCGUCGACAGGUUCGGCACACCGGAAAUGACGUCAUGCUUUCCGAGGACAAGCCCUGUCUCAUUUAAUGGCACGUGGCGCGAAGUCUAACAGGAACACUAUGUAUGCCUUGUAU
This is a messenger RNA of Branchiostoma floridae (Florida lancelet), 2637 nucleotides long. Its product is annotated as amiloride-sensitive amine oxidase [copper-containing]-like. Gene Ontology annotation, biological process: amine metabolic process. Gene Ontology annotation, molecular function: quinone binding; primary methylamine oxidase activity; copper ion binding. Gene Ontology annotation, cellular component: plasma membrane. Bases 183 to 2612 code for a protein of 809 amino acids. Lineage: Eukaryota; Metazoa; Chordata; Leptocardii; Amphioxiformes; Branchiostomatidae. The transcript has 7 exons. The record is from RefSeq and is a predicted model, not a curated record.